AUGGCACCUAAGCGCAACGCCGACGACGACUUCGUUCUCACCCUAUCCGACGAUGAGAACCCUCCUGUUGACGGUGAAGAAGAAAAUGACGGCGAAGACACCAACGGGCUCGCGACAUCGAAAAAGCGCAAGCGGGAAGCUGCCGAGACCUCGACGAAGGGAAAGAAUAAGAAGCAGAAGCAGCGAGAGCAGCAAUUGAUGAACGGAAAGGGCGACAAGAAGAAGAAUAAGAAGGGGAAGAAGGACGCCGAGCGUGAGCCUGAACCUGAAACCGAUGAGGAGGACGACGAAGAAGAAGCGGACGUUGGCGAGGAUGAUGGAGCUUUGAACCCGGAUUUUGAGUUUGAUGUUGCUGGUGCUGCGAAUCAGGGUGUUGUUGAGGGAUUUGAUGGAUGGGGUACUGGAGAAGGCGAGGCUAAAAACGGAGAUAAGAAGGGUGUUGAUAUUGACGAGAUCAUUUCGAGACGACAGGCGAAGAAGGAAGCUGAGUCGAAGAAGAAGCAGAAGAAAAAGCAAGAUUGCGAAGACGAAGCUGAGGAUGGUGACGACGAGGAUGGAAUGGAGGUCGAUUUCGAAGAUGAUGAACUGCUUGCCGCUGACGGGUUCGGUAUGGGCGCUGACGGAGAAGACGAGAGUGAACAAGAGGACAAGGCUGGGUCUCAGAAAGACGACGAUUCAGAAACAGGCAGCGACUCUGAAGAAAACGACGACGAUGCGGCAUCCGAUAAUGACUCGGUAGCAACUCCUGUCAACCAUCCUGACGAUGAAGGCUCCGACAACGACUCGGAGCCCGAAAGCGACGUCGACGUUGAGGAACAAGAAAAGCGCAAGGCAUUCUUCGCACCCGAAGAGAAGACCCUAGAACAGUCAAAUGCCGAUGCGAAGCGGUCGUUCCAGGAAUUCAACCUAUCCCGCCCUAUUCUCCGCGGCCUGGCCGCCGUUGGGUUCUCGAACCCCACCCCUAUCCAGCGCAAGACAGUCCCCGUGGCCUUGCUGGGCAAGGACAUUGUCGGUAGUGCAGUUACCGGCUCUGGUAAAACCGCAGCUUUCGUCGUUCCCAUCCUCGAACGUCUGCUCUUCCGUCCCCGAAAGGUGCCUACCAGCCGUGUCGUGAUCCUAAUGCCCACCCGUGAAUUGGCAGUGCAGUGUUACAAUGUGGCUACGAAGCUUGCUACUUACACCGAUAUCACCUUCUGUCAACUUGUUGGUGGUUUCAGUCUGCGCGAGCAAGAAAACGUGCUGAAGAAGCGCCCCGAUGUGAUCAUCGCUACACCCGGUCGUUUCAUUGACCAUAUGCGCAACUCGGCCAGCUUCACAGUCGAUACGCUGGAAAUCUUGGUUCUUGAUGAAGCAGACCGGAUGCUCGAAGACGGUUUCGCCGAUGAGUUGAACGAGAUUCUCACCACUAUCCCCAAGUCAAGACAGACGAUGCUCUUCUCCGCUACCAUGACAGACACCGUCGACAAGCUUAUUCGUGUCGGUCUCAACCGUCCUGUUCGUUUGAUGGUCGACGCAAAGAAGAAUACUGCUUCUUCGCUGGUGCAGGAAUUCGUGCGGUUACGUCCUGGGCGGGAAGACAAGCGACUUGGGUACCUUUUGCAUCUCUGCAAGGAGAUUUACACUGGUCGUGUCAUUAUCUUCUUCCGACAGAAGCGCGAGGCACACCGGGUUCGUAUUGUCUUCGGACUUCUGGGACUCAAGGCUGCAGAGUUGCACGGUAGCAUGAGCCAGGAACAACGUAUCAAAAGUGUCGAAAACUUCCGUGAAGGAAACGUCGCCUUCCUCCUAGCCACAGAUCUGGCCUCCCGUGGUCUUGAUAUCAAAGGCGUCGAAACCGUCAUUAACUACGAAGCUCCCCAAAACCACGAGAUCUAUCUCCACAGAGUCGGUCGUACCGCCCGUGCGGGCCGCUCCGGUCGUGCCUGCACCAUCGCCGCUGAGCCAGACCGCAAGGUCGUCAAAACCGCCGUGAAGGCCGGCAAAGCGCAAGGCGCCAAGAUUGCCUCCCGCGUCGUCGACCCUGCUGUCGCUGACUCCUGGGCCACCAGAGCUGAGAACAUGAAGGAGGAAGUCGACGAGAUUCUCGAAGAAGAGAAGACAGAGAAACAAUUCGCGCAGGCUGAGAUGCAGGUCACCAAGGGUGAGAACCUGAUGAAGCACCAGGCGGAGAUCAUGGCCCGGCCAAAGCGGACAUGGUUUGAGACGGAGAAGCAGAAGAAGGAGGCAAAGAAGAAGGGUGCAACAGAGCUGAAUGGCCCUGAAGCUAGCUUGAGUAAGAAGGACAAGGUGAAGCUGUCGAACAAGGAUAAGAAACGGAUGGAUGAUACCCGAGCGAGACUGGAGGGUAACCCGGGAUGGAAGAAGGGCAAGGCUGUGCGGGAGGCGCCCCCGGAUUCGAAGAAUGGUAAGAAGCAGGGCCAGAAGGGUAAGGGGAAGAAAUGA
Molecule: messenger RNA, 2442 nt
Organism: Aspergillus chevalieri
Lineage: Eukaryota; Fungi; Ascomycota; Eurotiomycetes; Eurotiales; Aspergillaceae
Gene: drs1
Product: putative ATP-dependent RNA helicase DRS1
Exons: 2
Coding region: 1-2442 (813 amino acids)
Molecular function (GO): RNA helicase activity; ATP binding; nucleic acid binding
Source: RefSeq, a predicted model, not a curated record